Nematocida homosporus is the source of this 3063-nucleotide messenger RNA. RefSeq lists its product as uncharacterized. NCBI's taxonomy places the organism in Eukaryota, Fungi, Microsporidia. Bases 1 to 3063 code for a protein of 1020 amino acids. The record is from RefSeq and is a predicted model, not a curated record. The transcript has a single exon.
AUGAAUAUGCAAUUAACGAGCAAAGCAAACAAUCUAAUUGUGUUCCUUUUAUUUAGUCUAGGCUUUCUUAAGGCAUCAUCUCAAACUACGAGCUUUGACAAUCAACAAGUUUUUCCAUGUGAUUAUUAUUCCUUCAGUCCAUCUAAUGGCAUUGCAUACUUUAUCAUGAUCGACCCAAAUAGCCCAAGGAUUCAUAUUAGCAUUGCUAUUAAGAAGCUCCAUUCUACUACAUCAACUAGCGAUAAGCACCUCAACUGUCUUUUAGAAGCACUUCUCAGAGAUAAGCUAGUUCCCGAAAAUAAUAGCUAUUGGGACCAAGAAUCUCUAGCUCAACCUAAUAACUAUCAGAUCACAGCUGGCAAUCAGUUCGUUAUUAUCGAGUUUUUCUUAGGUUGCAUAUUUCACAUGGUCCCCUUCGACCUCCUAAAAUCAGUUAUUAUACCCCCACCGAAUGCAGAGAGAAUAAUCAAAAUCAAAGACGAAUGCUUUCCAAACCAUCCACAAAAUUCAUCAGAACCUCUUCCUUCCAAGGAUCAACUCAUUAAGGAAUGGAACGCCAUGUUUUGCCCCUCGAAUAUUCGGCUGGCAAUUGUUACCCCUGUGAAACCAAUCUUUACAAUAAUGGACUUUCUGUUCAACUAUCGCCAUUCAGAGGACAUACAAAGAAAUCCCUGCAUGACCCCACUUGACAAGACCAUUCCAGAAAGCUUACAUACUCCACCCCAACUAUGGAUACAGCCUAAUAAGUCCUCAACUUCACCCAAGCACACAACAAUUACCCUUUUUAUUCCACUUCUCAGUGAUAUCAGAAGCAAAAGUAUGUAUCUGUUCUCCGACUUAUACCAUUUAUUCUUCCGGUACAACAAAAUAUACGCCGAUUGUUUUCAAAAGAACAUCCUUAAUGAUAACACCCAAAUCAAGCGUGUAUCAAUAAACACUCAGGAGAAAACACUGGGCAUGCGUAUCACCAUAGAAAUACACAAUAAGAAUUUCGUGAUUGCUGAUGCAUUGAAUCUAGUGGAUAGUUUCUUUCUAGCCAUCAAGGAGCAUUAUAAGCGCACAAACCCAACUCAAUCUCAGCACUCUGAAGAGAUCCUAUGUUGUUCAUCAACAACAGAUAUGGGCAUACUAUUACAUUCUCUUGCCAAUCUACUCUCAGUCCACAUGUUCUUUGUUGAGUCCACUGACAUCAUUAGGUUCAUCUCGGCGCCCACCCCACACCUCAAUGAGAUUUACAACCUAAACAACCUACUUGAAAGCGCAAUGCAACGAGAGAAUUGGCAGAUUAGUGGAGACCUCACCCAUGCACACCAGAGCCAAUUGCCAAUCCAAUGCCCUGUCACAGUCCCAACCUGUAUAGUGAUACCAGAAGCCACUACCCAAACCAACCAAAUCAAAGAUCACAUACACCAUAUCGAUCCCAUUACCCGAUUGGGCCAAGCCCAAAAUGCUACUUUAGCUGAUCAGCAGUCCGGCCCUUCCUAUGGCAACACUAUCUUUCAACCACAAGAUAGCACCUCAUGUGCCGUUAACGCCUCCCAAGAGCCCAAUCACAUCACAAACCCAGGCAUCGCUCUCGAAAGUAAAGUUUCACAAGUCAAACCUGAUGGCGUCUUUGUAACCCAUUACGAAGAGCCAGGCCUUGAGGCAUACUUGUUCAAGAGCCCUCGACCCAAAAGCUAUUCAACAGCUACUGUUGUGCUCGUUACCAAAGACUACCUUGUUGACAUUAAAACCUAUGUUUGGCACGUCGCUCACGUAUUAACAGUAUUAGAAGAAGCGAAAGUUAAUCACAUGAAUACCGUCAAGAAGGUAGAUACUCUUCUCGAGGCUGAGGUUUGUGAGGAUGGACGUAUCGUUGUUGUUGCCCGUGGACCAAGUGCUGAAGUCAUCCAGGUACUCCAGCAGUUCUUCUUAUUCUAUAAAACCUACCGCCACACCAUCACCAAGGUGUCUAAGGCUAUGCUUAGGGCAUUCGAAUUCUUUAAGAAAGAAUUCUACCGACGGGCAUCAACUGGGACAAAAUACCUGUUCCCAUCUGUUUGGCGGUUUCCUCUAUAUUCAUCUGUCCAAUGUUGCGACUACAUUAGAGAGAAAACGACUUCCUUUGUUACUCCGAUCGUUUAUACAGCUCUAAUCAAUAUAAGAGUUGACGACGCACUAAUUGAUGAUCUCACAUCAGUAAUUGAUCUAGUCAAACGGUCCAUUACCCCCGAGCCGCACACUAGGUACAAGCUAAUUAGCAACCACAUCGCAAGUGCGUCUGAACCAUUAGAGUCAACAGAGGUUUCGGGUCUUGUUGGGUACUUCCAUAUUGAUCCUAUGUCCAAAUUAGGCGUAACUAACUAUCACAUGCUGGCCUACUAUUUAUUGUUUCUGCAAGCGUCACCAAUCAACCUCACUAACCAGACCAUUGCCAAAAAAGUCCAAGAUUGGCUAGAUGCUCGUAAGCCCCAACCAUCACCUAAUGAACCAGCAGGUCCGAAUUCGGAACACUCUAACCUGAACUUAGAUAGCCAGAUUUUCAAAAACAUGGAGGGUAAUCUUAUCUUCUUUGACGACACCAUUAUUCUAACUUUUAAGCUCAAAGGCCGAUACAGCCUGGCGGAGUUUUCGAAUGCAAUUACAGCCUAUCACAACUACUUAACCUGUUUGUUUAACCGUCUCACCCCAGCACAGUUCAAAGACCUCAAAGAGAAAGUACAGCGUCAAUUCACCAAUACCAACCGGAGUAACAGUAUAUUCGAAGAUAAACCCUUACACUUCCUUUGCAACGACUUUUGGCGAAGAUUCGACUAUAAGAGAACGUUCACCGAUCUUCUCAACAAAAUAACUUUAGAUCAAGUCCGAGAUUUUGUCAUAUCUCAUUGUAAAGACCCUCUUAUCGCCAUACCUAAGGCCUCUCAACUAUUCUCGCCGGACCAGCCUCAUACUGACAAGCAACCACCAACUCAGCCUAAAUCCAGCAAAAGGAGAACAACAACCACCCCGCUAGAUAGCCUUGGUUCUGAUUACGCUUUUAAAAGGCACAAUCGAAACCAAAACGAUCUACCCACGAAAUAA